AUGCAGAGACCAUCGAUAUCACCACGGCCGAGCUACGAAAGGAGUCCGCUCCUCACACCCCAGCUACCCUCGCAACAAUUCGAUGACGCCGACACAGCCCAAUCAUCAACGUACAAAUCCAGACCGACAGGCGCGAGACCACGCAAGCUCUCCAACUCCAUCCGGACCUCUGAGGACCAAGAUGCCGUCCCCGAAACAGCGCGGCUUCUCGACGAGACACCCACCAUCUCCCCUCCCCACGCCCGCAAAGACGCACGCCCGACCUCGCGCGACAUCGAGCGCGGCUCCUCGUUCGAAGAGGACGGCAUCAACGAGCUGCCCUUCCCAUCCCAAACGGACCCGUCGAAGCCGUUACGACCCAAGAACUACCGUGUGAAGAAGAACGCAUCCAAGUUCAAAGGCUUUAUCAAGCGCAAUGAGGGCAUCCUGCUGCUCGGUCUCGCCCAGCUCUUCUUCUCCACCAUGAACUUUUUCUUCAAGCUGAUCAACCUGCUGCCUCCAGAAGAGAGCCCGCGGGUGACGGCGCUCGAGAUCAUCUUCAUCCGCAUGUCCAUCACGUGGAUCGGAUGCGUGGGGUUCAUGCUCGUCUCUGGCGUCGAGAAUCCGUUUUUGGGGCCCAAAGAGGUGAGGAAGCUCCUGGCGCUCCGAGGGUUUGUGGGGUUCUUCGGGCUCUUUGGGCUGUACUACUCGUUGCAGUAUCUGUCGCUGGCGGAUGCGACGGUGAUCACGUUCCUCGGACCUUUGGCGACGGGGCUGCUGGGGUAUAUCGUGCUUCGCGAGCCUUUUACGCUGCGUGAAGUGGCGGGCGGCAUCGUGAGUCUAGCCGGUGUGGUGCUCAUCGCGCGACCCGCGUUCAUCUUUGGUCGAAAGGCGGCUGAUUCGGACCUCGACCAGCCGCUCGCUUUCGGAGUCUCGAAUACAACAAGUGUCGAUGCUGUCAAUGCUACGGUGCAGGUGUCUUCGAGUGUGGUCAAGCAUCUCGUGCACAACUUGACCUCGGUGGAGCUGCUCAGGCGCACCGACAGCACGAUGCCGCUCGACGGCCCCAACGGCGUUGUAACCAUCGACGGCGUUACGGAGAAGCAGCGUCUCGUCGCUGUAGGUCUCUCGUUGCUCGGAGUGUGCGGUGGUGCCGGAGCCUACAUCACCAUUCGCGCCAUCGGUCGACGCGCAUCUGCAACCCACAGCGUCGCCUACUUUUCGCUCUACUCGACCAUUGUCAGUGCCAUCCUCAUGUGGGUUACGGGCACCGAGUUUGUGCUACCGACGCAGCCCAAGUGGAUCGCCCUGCUGGUUUGCGUGGGUAUCUUCGGCCUCGCAGCACAGAUCCUGCUCGCUAUGGGUCUGCAGCGAGAGAAAGCAGGGCGCGCUGUUUCGGUGACCUACCUUCAGAUUGUCUACGCCUCGCUGUACCAGCUGGUCUUCUUGCAUACGCCUAUCCAGCCACUGAGCGCGGUGGGCAUGGUCGUCAUUCUUAUUUCGGCGGGCUGGGUCGCCGCUGGCAAGUCAUGA
Messenger RNA from Kalmanozyma brasiliensis GHG001, 1512 nucleotides. Its product is annotated as Drug/metabolite transporter. Gene Ontology annotation, cellular component: membrane. The record is from RefSeq and is a predicted model, not a curated record. The transcript has a single exon. Bases 1 to 1512 code for a protein of 503 amino acids. NCBI's taxonomy places the organism in Eukaryota, Fungi, Basidiomycota, Ustilaginomycetes, Ustilaginales.